Molecule: messenger RNA, 8545 nt
Organism: Nelumbo nucifera (sacred lotus)
Lineage: Eukaryota; Viridiplantae; Streptophyta; Magnoliopsida; Proteales; Nelumbonaceae
Product: piezo-type mechanosensitive ion channel component
Biological process (GO): regulation of membrane potential; detection of mechanical stimulus; cellular response to mechanical stimulus
Cellular component (GO): membrane
Molecular function (GO): mechanosensitive monoatomic ion channel activity; monoatomic cation channel activity
Source: RefSeq, a predicted model, not a curated record
AUAGUUUUAGCGUAAGAUACCGUAAGAUACGGUUUUCCAAAUCUCGAACUCCGAGUUCUUAUUUUGUCAACAUUUUUCUGUUUCGAUGCUAAGUUCUAAGUUCUAAGUUCUCUUAUACGUUACCUCAUUAAUUUAUACAAAACCCCAAUUCUACUUCCCUUUUUAGUACCCCAUCAUUCCCUCUAAAUCCAGCUGUGGCCGUGCCUCGGAGUUCUUUAUGCGUGCGUAUACAGAGCGCGAAAACCUCUCUUAUUCUAGUUCGCGUUGUUUAGUUCAAAUUGGUAGUUACGAAGAAAAUUUGUGUUCUUUCGAAAUGGGUUUUAGUCUUGUAAUUUAAUUUAAAAACCCAUCAACAAAUUUCUGGUUAUUCUUUUUUUUCUCUGGACACUGGAAAGGCAUACAAGUCCUUAUUGAGAAGCAGAGCUUUUAGGGAGAAAUUCCAGUCUUGAGUUCUUUUCUUUACUCGUAGCUCCGAGGAAGGGAUGUUUGUUUCCAAAAAUGGGUUUCUGUUUCUUUGUUUCUUUAAUCAUACAUGAACAGACCCAACACCGAAUGCACUGUAAUUCGUGACAAUGUUGAUGACAGUCAAGUGAUUGUAUUGGCAAGGCAAGCUCGUCAUGGGGAAUUUCCUUGGGGGUUUGGUUUUGCCUCUGCUUCUUUUAAUAGCUGCUUUAGCCAAUUGGAGUUUGAUCUCUUUGGUUGAUUUGGUAGCUUUUCUUGGCAUUCAAUUUACUACUACAAAAAUAGGAUUUGGUUUCCAGAGGCGUUAUCUUGUAUCAUGGUAUAUUCUUAUCUACUCACUGUUUGCUAUACUGUCCCAAGCAAUAUUUUAUAUUAUUUGGGCUAUUGAGGGGGAUAAAUGGAGUAUAGCAGAUGCUUGGUGGGCCAAGUUGCUUGGAUAUGUUAGUGUCCAGAACUCAAGAUUUUCAUCUAUAAUUAACUUCUUGGUCAUACAACUAUUAGUGGCUUUUGUUGCUACGGUUGAAAUCUAUGGAAAUAGAUUUGGUCUGGUUCCAUGGCGAGAUUCUUGUUGGGGAAGUUUUUCAUCAUGUGUUGAAAGUUUAGGUUCUCAUCUUAGAGUUGCAUGUUGCUUAUUUUUGCCUGUUAUUCAGCUGGUAGUGGGAAUUAGUCGUCCCUCUUGGGCUUCCCUACCAUUCUUUAUUUGUAGUUGUGUUGGCCUUGUUGAUUGGUCUCUAACAAGCAACUUUCUUGGCCUUUUUAGGUGGUGGAGGCCUCUUCUAUUGUAUGCAGGUUUCAACAUUGUCUUGCUUUAUGUAUAUCAGCUUCCUGUUGGGUUCCCCAAUAUGUUCCGAAUGGUGGCAGACCUCAUUGGGCUUUACAAAAUAACUUCAACCUUGGAGUGGCCAGAAAUCUGUUCUUGUCUUUCUCUCCUUAUUUUUUACUUCAUGUUAUCCUGUGUCAAAGGCGAUCUGGAGGAAAUGGAUUUUAUCUUGUCCAUGCAAGAAAGAAACUUGACAGAGCAACUUCUUCCCUCAAGGCAUUCAUUUUUCAUUCGUGAAUCCAGGUCUGGCGUGAGACACACCAAUGUUUUAUUGCAGAGAGCAGUUUUCCGGACAUUCAGUAUCAACUUUUUCACCUACGGUUUCCCGGUUUCCCUAUUUGCUCUUUCAUUUUGGAGUUUCAAUUUUGCAAGUGUAUGUGCAUUUGGAUUACUUGCCUAUGUUGGCUACAUUCUAUAUGCCUUCCCUUCCUUGUUCCACCUGCACCGGUUAAAUGGUUUGCUUCUUGUUUUCAUUCUGUUGUGGGCUGCUAGCACAUAUAUCUUCAAUGUGGCGUUCACACUCCUGAACAAGAAACUGCGGAAAGACAUGAAGAUUUGGGAAACCAUUGGCUUGUGGCAUUACCCCAUUCCUGGAUUCUUUCUACUAGCACAGUUUUGUCUUGGAAUUCUUGUUGCCUUGGGUAAUCUUGUAAAUAACUCUGUUUUUCUGUACUUGUCUGAUGAAUAUGGGCUAUCCUCAAGUGAUGAUUCUACUGUUGAAGAGAAAGAAGAGACGAAAGUACUAAUUGUGGCUACAAUAGCAUGGGGGCUACGUAAAAGCUCCCGUGGUAUCACACUAGCACUGAUAUUUCUUCUUGCCAUGAAACCUGGGUUCAUCCAUGCUAUAUAUAUGUUUUUCUUUUUGACAUAUUUGUUAAGUCACACUGUGAGCCGAAAGAUACGCCAAUCCCUGAUUCUUCUAUGUGAAGCACAUUUUGCAUUGCUGUACAUCCUUCAACUUAAUCUGGUCCAUGAGGCUUUGGUGCAAAAAGGCUCUUUGACCAUGGAAAUUCUGUCACAGUUAGGUCUCCUUGAACAUGCUAGUUCCUUGGAUUUCCUGGAAAUUGCUAUGCUUGUAUGCUUGUGUGCAGUUCAUAAUCAUGGCUUUGAAAUGCUCUUUUCAUUCUCGGCCAUUGUGCAGCAUACUCCCUCCCCUCCACUCGGGUUUAGCAUUUUGAAAGCUGGUUUGAACAAAUCAGUUCUGCUAUCAGUUUAUGCCUCUCCAACUGCCAGAGAUAGUCAGUCUAACAUCUCUUCCCAUGAGAGAAGAAUAGCAACAUAUCUCACUGCAAUGGGACAGAAGUUUCUUUCUGCAUAUCGCUCAUUUGGAACGUACAUUUCUUUCCUGACUAUUCUACUCACUGUGUACCUGGUUACUCCUAAUUAUAUAUCAUUUGGGUAUCUUUUCUUCCUUCUGGUCUGGAUUAUAGGAAGACAGCUUGCGGAGAAGACAAAAAGGCGCUUAUGGUUUCCUUUGAAAGUUUAUGCAGUUACUGUCUUUAUUUUCAUUUAUAGCUUGAACAUUUUCUCAACUUUCAAGACAUGGUUGUCCAGGAUGAUAAAUUUGUAUCCUGACUUGGGAUACAACCCAGAAGCCUCAUUGUUGGAAAAUGUUUGGGAAUCGCUAGCUGUUUUGAUUGUGAUGCAACUUUUUAGCUAUGAAAGGAGACAGAACAAGUUUAAUACAUCAGAUGAUCCAGACCCAUCAGAAUUUGGAGCGCUUGGCUUUAUCAGACGGGCUCUGAUUUGGCACAGUGAUAAGAUCUUAUAUUUAGCAGUAUUUUAUGCAUCCUUAUCUCCAAUUAGUGCUUUUGGACUUUUGUAUCUUGUUGGCCUCAUCGUCUGUUUACUUUUGCCUAAAGCUUCUCGGGCCCCAUCCAAAAUAUUCUUAGUUUAUACAGGAUUUCUGGUGACAAGUGAAUAUCUGUUUCAAAUGUGGGGUAAACAAGCAGAGAUGUUUCCUGGUCAACGGCAUUCUACUUUGUCCCUCUUUCUGGGUUUCCAGUUAUUUAAACCUGGAUUUUGGGGUCUAGAAUUGGGCUUGAGGGGGGAAGUUCUUGUGAUAGUAGCAUGUACUCUUCAGUACAAUGUCUUCCAUUGGUUGGAAACAAUGCCUCGUAUUCUUGUUAAUGCAGGAAAAUGGGAAGAGUCUUGCCCAUUGUUUAUUUCAAGAGAAGACAUCUUAGCUGGUGUUUCCAUUUGUGCUGAAGAACCUAAACCAUUAACAGAUUCAAGCCUAUUGUCUGCUAUGUAUCAAGGAACUGAUCCUGUUUCUUCCGAAAUGGGUACACAGAAUAAUAGCACCAGUAGAUAUUCAUUUGGGUAUUUCUGGGGAAGUUCUAAAGAGAGUCAUAAGUGGAAUAAGAAGCGAAUUAUUGCCUUAAGGAAGGAAAGAUUUGACAUGCAGAAGGCUACCUUGAAGAUAUAUUUGAAGUUUUGGAUAGAGAAUAUAUUCAAACUCCUGGGCCUUCAUAUUAACAUGAUUGCAUUACUUCUUGCAAGCUUUGCCAUAUUAAAUGCAAUCUCAAUGUUAUAUAUUGCAUCACUUGCUGCCUGUAUUCUUUUGGAUCAGCGUGUUAUACGCAAAUUGUGGCCUAUUUUUGUAUUCUUAUUUGCAUCUGUUCUCACUGUUGAGUACUUGGCCAUCUGGAACAAUUUGAUCCCCUGGAUUCAUCAUGUGCCCAGUGAGACAAAAGUGCAAUGUCAUGAUUGUUGGAGAAGCUCAAAUGUUUAUUUCAGUUAUUGCAAAAACUGUUGGCUGGGAAUUAUAGUUGACGAUCCCAGAAUGCUUAUCAGCUACUUUUUGGUUUUGAUGUUUGCAUGCUUUAAACUCCGCGCUGAUCAUCUGUCUGGUUUCUCUAGAUCACGUACAUACAGCCAAAUGAUGUCUCAACGUAAAAAUGCAGUGGUUUGGAGAGAUCUCUCUUUUGAAACUAAAAGCCUGUGGACAUUCCUUGACUACCUGAGGGUUUACUGUUAUUGUCAUUUGUUGGAUCUUGUGCUUGCUUUAAUUCUAAUUACCGGAACCCUUGAGUAUGACAUACUACAUCUGGGCUAUCUUGGUUUUGCUUUGGUUUUCUUCCGAAUGAGACUUGAAAUACUAAAGAAGAAGAACAGAAUUUUCAAGUUUUUGCGCAUGUAUAAUUUUGCUCUUAUUGUUCUUUCCCUAGCCUAUCAAUCUCCUUUCUUGGGGGAUUUUAAUGCAGAAAAGUGUGAUACCAUAGAUUAUGUCUAUGAGGUGAUUGGAUUUUAUAAAUAUGAUUAUGGGUUUCGGAUUACAUCGAGAUCUGCAUUGGUUGAGAUCAUCAUAUUUACGCUGGUAUCACUGCAAUCCUAUAUGUUUUCUUCCCAGGAAUUUCAUUAUGUGUCAAGAUAUCUUGAGGCAGAGCAAAUUGGUGCCAUUGUGCGUGAACAAGAAAGAAAAGCUGCAUGGAAGACUGCGCAGUUGCAGCAUAUUCGUAAAUGUGAGGAGCAGAAACGCCAGCGUAACUUGCAGGUGGAGAAGAUGAAAUCUGAGAUGCUCAACCUACAAAUCCAGCUUUACAGCAUGAACUCUACUGCAAAUUGUGGUAAUGCUUCUCCUGAAAGUGAGGGCCUAAGACGGAGACGAACUUCUUCACUAAAUUUAAGAGAGACCAAGACCAGGACCAUGGAUAAAGAGGAAAACAUUCUGAGGAAACAUGACCUGGUUAACAGCACAGAGUCAGUGUUCCCUUUUGAAAUGCAUAAUUCUCCUACAAGUAUAAAAAGUGGAAUUCAAUCACCAUUGCCGUCCCCUAUGCAUUCAACAGAUUCUCUUUUUCAUGAGAUCACUGAACUUGAAGAAAAGGAUGCUCACAGUACAUUUGUGGAUUCGAGCAGAAGUGAGAAUGAAAAGGUCCGAUCAAAGGAAAAUCCAUUAAUUUCAGCAGUUCAGAUGAUAGGUGAUGGUGUUUCUCAAGUACAAUCUCUUGGAAAUCAAGCAGUUACCAACCUUGUAAGCUUCUUGAACAUAGCACAUGAAGAAUCAGAUUCCAAUGACUAUGCCUCUGCGGAGGAUGGCAUGUAUGAUGAGAUAGAGAGUCAGACUAUUAGAUAUGAGCGGUUGGAUAGGGCACUUUCUCUUCAAUCAGAGAGUGAAAGGACCAUGUCUGAUGCUGCAAGCCUGCAAAUUGGAAGGAUCUUUUGUUACAUAUGGUUGAAGAUGCGAUCCAAUAAUGACAUUGUGUGUUACUGUUGCUUUGUUCUUGUAUUCCUUUGGAACUUCAGUUUACUUUCUAUGGUCUAUCUUGUGGCUCUCUUCUUAUAUGCUCUCUGUGUAAAUACUGGCCCAAGCUACAUUUUCUGGGUCAUUAUGCUGAUUUACACAGAAGUCUAUAUUUUACUUCAGUAUCUGUAUCAGAUUAUCAUCCAACACUGUGGGUUGAGCAUCAAUUGGAGCCUACUGCAAGAAUUAGGGUUUCCUUCACAUAAAAUUAUGUCAUCCUUUGUUAUCAGCACAUUGCCUCUAUUUUUGGUAUAUCUGUUUACCCUACUACAGAGUUCUAUAACAGUAAAAGAUAGUGAAUGGGCAACUUUUACAGAAUUCAGUUCUUUCAAGGGGAGAACGUUUAAUCCAGAGAAGGUUCUUUUGAAUUCUUAUUGGAAGAAGGCACAGUGGCUGGUCCGAUCAGUUACAAAUUCCAUGAAAAUGACAAUUAGGGGCUUCUCUAGGUACUGGAAAUCACUGACACAAGGAGCAGAAUCUCCUCCCUAUUUUGUGCAGCUCUCAAUGGAAGUUAACUUGUGGCCAGAGGAUGGAAUUCAGCCAGAGAGGAUUGAGUCACGGAUAAACAAGUUGCUGAAGUAUGUUCAUGAUGAGAGAUGCAAGGAAAAAAAUCCUAGUUCUUGCCCUUGUGCAAGUAGAGUUCGAGUUCAAAGCAUUGAGAGGAGUCAAGAAAAUCCAAAUGUGGCACUUGCUGUCUUUGAGGUGGUAUAUGCGUCCCCUUUGAUGGAGUGCCCCCCAACUGAAUGGUACAGGUCACUAACUCCAGCUGCUGAUGUAGCAAAGGAGAUUCUCAAAGCACAACAUGCAGGGUUUGUUGAUGAGAUAGGAUUCCCAUAUCCUAUACUCUCUGUAAUUGGGGGAGGUAAAAGAGAAAUUGAUUUAUAUGCCUACAUAUUUGGUGCUGAUUUGGCUGUUUUCUUUUUGGUUUCCAUUUUCUAUCAAUCGGUCAUAAAAAACAACAGUCAAUUUCUUGAGGUGUAUCAGCUUGAAGAUCAAUUCCCAAAGGAGUUUGUAUUUAUCUUAAUGAUAAUCUUUUUCUUGAUCGUGCUUGAUCGCAUUAUUUACCUCUGUUCAUUUGCCACUGGAAAAGUUAUAUUUUAUCUUUCCAACCUUGUCCUCUUUACAUACUCUGUGACAGAGUAUGCUUGGCAUAUGGAGCCUUCACACCGACAUGCCGGAGGAUUAGCGCUUCGUGCAAUCUACCUCACAAAGACGAUUUCCCUAGCACUGCAGGCUAUCCAAAUCCGAUAUGGCAUUCCCAAUAAAAGCACAUUGUAUCGUCAGUUUUUGACAAGUAAAAUUUCACAGGUUAAUUAUUUGGGAUUUCGUCUCUACCGUGCCUUACCAUUCCUAUAUGAACUGCGAUGUGUGCUUGAUUGGUCAUGCACAACCACAUCUUUGACAAUGUAUGACUGGCUGAAGUUGGAGGACAUUCAUGCAAGCUUGUAUCUCGUUAAGUGUGAUGCUGAUUUGAACAGAGCCAAACAUCAACAAGGACAGAAGCAGACAAAAAUGACGAAAUUCUGCAAUGGGUUAUGCCUAUUCUUCAUACUAAUCUGUGUUAUUUGGGCCCCAAUGCUGAUGUAUAGCAGUGGUAACCCAACAAACAUUGCAAAUCCUAUUAAGGAUGCUAGUGUUCAGAUUGAUGUUAAGACAGCUGGUGGAAGACUGACAUUAUACCAUACCACUCUGUGUGAAAGGCUUCCAUGGGAUCAGUUGGAUGUUGAUGUUAAUCUGGACCCUCAUGGUUUUCUAGAUACAUAUAAUAAGAAUGAUAUCCAAUUAAUAUGCUGCCAAUCUGAUGCUAGCACCUUGUGGCUUGUUCCCCCUGUGGUUCAGGCUAGAUUCAUUCAAUCUCUCAACAAGAACAUGAAAAUUAUUUUUUCUUGGGUAUUUACGAGGGAUAGGCCAAAAGGGAAGGAAGUUGUCAAAUAUGAUCCACCUAUUCAGAAGCAGGAUCUUCCAGAGCCAUCAGAAGUGAAGGCAGUGCUCAAUGGUACUGCCAACAGUUUUAGGAUAUACAAUAUUUACCCAAGAUACUUCCGGGUUACUGGUUCUGGUGAUGUACGCCUUCUUGAGCAGGAGGUUAAUCUUGUCAGUGGGGACCUUACAAUAAAUCAUGGAAGUCCUGACUGGUGGUCUUUCUAUGAUGUCAAUGCAUCAGAUGUGGGUGGCUGUGGAGGAUUGACAGGACCUGUGGCCAUCAUUGUAUCUGAAGAAACACCACAGGGUAUUCUUGGUGAAACUCUUAGCAAGUUCAGCAUCUGGGGUCUCUAUAUUACCUUUGUAUUGGCAGUUGGUCGGUUUAUCAGACUCCAAUGCUCGGACCUUCGAAUGAGAAUACCCUAUGAGAACCUUCCAUCUUGUGACAGAUUGAUAGCAAUCUGUGAGGAUAUCUAUGCUGCAAGAGCAGAGGGUGAGCUUGAAGUUGAAGAAGUCUUGUAUUGGACUCUGGUGAAGAUUUACAGAUCGCCACAUGUGCUUCUUGAGUACACUAAACCCGACUAGAUGAAUGCAUUUUGUUCUCACGUCAGCAAUUGCCACAUGGUGCUUGAGCUAUCGAUUGUGAUUAAUACUAACCCACUUACAUUCUGAAAGCAUAUUGUUGUUCUGACAGUAGCCCUAUGGUUUUCUAGCUUACAGUUUUCAUUGAUACCAAGGCAGGAUGAGAAAAUGUUUCUGAAAGUGCAGAAUUCAUGGAGAGAUUUUCUAGGCUGAUUUGGUUGUUGUGAUGGAUCUUUACCUUUCUGGUCUAGUUUGGGGCUUCCUCAACUCUUCGAAGUUAAAGAAUAGUGAGGAUUACAGAUGAAAGUGACCACAAAUGCAAGUCCAUCUAUAGUUUGCAGUAGGGUCUUCCUGCUCGGGCUAGGUUGCCUGUUCAGCAGCUGAUUGUCAUGUACAUAUUUUGACAUUUGAUUAGGUUGUUGGCCCCUAGCUUCUGCCAAGGAUAGGCCCAAAUAUUUAUAAUCUCUUACAAGCUAAUUUAUAAUGAGAUGCAUAAUUUAUUUCUCACAUCA